UGAGUGAGUGAGGGAGUGAGUGAGUGGAGUGAGUGUGUGUGUGUGUAUGUGUGGUUGAUCAGCAUCCCGGGAAGAUUUGAAGGACGACUCGGAAGAUCAGCGCGCGCUUGGCUGUCAUGACGGGAGACGCGGCGCGCAGAGCGGCGGUGAGCGCGUGGCUGCUGGCGGUCCUCUCCUCUCUGGCGACCGGCGGCCACUCCCUCACCUCGGAUGGCAGCAGUGGCCUGAGGGACAGCCCCAAGUCCAAGGCGCGGACCUACUGGAGCCAGAGCAGCAAGGCCGUGUCCAUCAGCCGCCUGCUCUCCGAGAGCCUGUUCGCCCGCAAGAACUUCACCUCGCUGGACCUGAGCUACGACGCCGCCCACCCAGCCGACCUGCAGCAGGAGCACUGGAGCUGGCUCUACAACGCCUCGGCCGCCGCCGCCGGCGGGCCGGACCCCGACCCGCGGCCCAGGACCAAGCGGAGGCCCAUGGUGAAGACGGGAAAGUUCAAGAAGAUGUUCGGCUGGGGCGACUUCCACUCCAACAUCAAGACGGUGAAGCUCAACCUGCUGAUCACCGGCAAGAUCGUGGACCACGGCAACGGCACCUUCAGCGUGUACUUCCGCCACAACGCCACGGGCCAGGGCAACGUCUCCGUGGGGCUGGUGCCGCCCACCAAGGCGGUGGAGUUCCGGGGCCAGCCGCCGCCGCAGCAGCACCACCACCCGCCGCAGCAGCAGCAGCAGCAGACGGCGUUGGAGGCCAAGGACACCAAGCUGUUCAACUGUCGGGUGGAGUACGAGAAGGUGGAGCGGGGUACGCGCAACACGCUGUGCGCCCACGACCCGUCGCAGAGCUGCUCCCAGGACCAGACGCAGAGCCACGUGUCCUGGCUCUGCUCCAAGCCCUUCAAGGUCAUCUGCAUCUUCAUCACCUUCUACAGCACCGACUACAAGCUGGUGCAGAAGGUCUGCCCCGACUACAACUACCACAGCGACACCCCCUACCUGCCCACCGGGUGA
Gadus chalcogrammus (walleye pollock) is the source of this 1004-nucleotide messenger RNA. Its product is annotated as neurexophilin-1. Lineage: Eukaryota; Metazoa; Chordata; Actinopteri; Gadiformes; Gadidae. The record is from RefSeq and is a predicted model, not a curated record. Gene Ontology annotation, molecular function: signaling receptor binding.